GGCACAAGGACAGGGAAGUGUUGUUUUUUUAUCUCGGACUUGAAUUUGUUUUUGACCCUCUUUAAGGUCAGGGUCCUUGGAUUGCACCCUGUCGUUAACAGUUCUUAGAAGUACACAAAAACAAGCGUGUGCGUGUGUGUUGUGGACAGAGAGGCAGCUUUGUGUCGGGUUGUGGUUUGAGUUCUGCAGGGGGUGAAUAUCAAACAGGCCUGUAGUAGUGUGUGUGUGACGUGCUGUCUUGUUGUCUGUCAAUAAACUAUUGUCUUUUCUCUCUCUCUCCGGUGCAGGACCUCGUUAACCGUCAUCCCGUCUCGCUCAGAAACUACAGCUGCAGUUCUUGUAGUAUUUAGUUGCAGUAGUCAGCACUUCUACCUGUGAAACAUCAGAGGGGUUUUAGUCAGAGAGGUGACCUCUAAAGUGGAUUACAGCAGCUUUAAAGUCUUUAAAUUGAAGCAUUUUGAUGCUAAUGAGCCUGGAAAGACUAGCUUAGCUUGUUAGCUUGCAGGGGGUUCUACAUCCCUUAAUGUUUGUUGUCUGAAAUCUGACAAAACUGGCAGGGUAGCAGCUCCUUCACUGGGAAAAUCUCUAAAAGAAGGCUCUUAAAAAUGUAGAUUAUCUUAAUUAUUAAGCUACUUGCAGUUAUCAGAUAACAGCUAGUGCAGCAGUUCCAAACCAAACACUCUUCAGAAAACAAAUUCAGAUUUUGAAAGGAAAAUGUAGUUGGGACUUGGACCACAGUGAAGUGUUUGGCAAGCUAACGGCUUGUUAGCGGCUAGUGGUGAGCGUGCAGCGGUGGCGCGGGGCUAGCUCCGGGCAGAGCGGGGGUGCGAUGGAGUACCACUCUAGUGGCAGCCUGCCCCUGCUGGGGAGACCGCGGUACUGCCCCGGAGCUAACGCUAACGGAGGCUACCUGUGUGAGACGGGACACUGCUGCGGGGAGACCGGAUGCUGCACCUACUACUACGAACUCUGGUGGUUCUGGCUGCUGUGGACGGUCCUCAUCCUGUUCAGCUGCUGCUGUGCGUAUCGACACCGAAGAGCCAAACAGAGAGUCCAGCAGCAGCAGAGACAGCGAGAGAUCAGCCUGCUGGCGUAUCAUGGAGCCAACUCAUACCCAUCCUCCAUGCUGGACCUCAGUAAGACCCCGUCAGCCUGUGAUGACUUUCGUGGCCUAAAAACACAGAGAAGUUAUCGCAGAUUUAAAUUUAAAAAAUCAACAGAGCAACACAAUAAAACAGAUAAACUGCAAGUAAAUACAAUUGAAUAUAAAUAGUGCAGUAAUUGGGAUAUAA
Molecule: messenger RNA, 1292 nt
Organism: Notothenia coriiceps (black rockcod)
Lineage: Eukaryota; Metazoa; Chordata; Actinopteri; Perciformes; Nototheniidae
Product: WW domain-binding protein 1-like
Exons: 2
Coding region: 830-1273 (147 amino acids)
Source: RefSeq, a predicted model, not a curated record